Andrographis paniculata is the source of this 525-nucleotide messenger RNA. Its product is annotated as protein FAR1-RELATED SEQUENCE 5-like. The record is from RefSeq and is a predicted model, not a curated record. The transcript has a single exon. The coding region runs from base 1 to 525 and encodes 174 amino acids. Lineage: Eukaryota; Viridiplantae; Streptophyta; Magnoliopsida; Lamiales; Acanthaceae.
AUGGAAGAUGACAUUGGAAAUCAUGGUGAAAGUCCAGCACAAACAAUUGAGUCGAAUGAUCCUCCGGCCACUUUGGAAGAAACUCCUAAAAUUGGAAUGGAGUUUAAUUCGGAAGAAGAUGCAUAUCAGUUCUACUUAUCUUAUGCCAAGAAAGUAGGUUUUGGCGUUAAAAAACACAAAUUUCAUAAGGUAAGUGGAAAUAUGAUUGAUAGGCAAUUUGUUUGUAGUGCCGAAGGUCAAAAGAGAGAAGAUAAAAGAAAUGUCAAUGUGAAAAAUCUACGAGCUAUAACAAGAUUUGGAUGCAAGGCUAUGAUGAAAAUUUGUUUGAGAGAUGGCAAGAAAUAUCAAGUAUCUAAGUUUGUGUCGGACUAUAAUCAUAAUUUGACUAGUCCUCAAAAAUCUCAUUUUUUUCUAUCCCACAUAAUGAUAGAGGAUGCUUAUGCUGCGCAAAUUGAUAUGGCCGAAUGUGUGGGACUUACUCCAAAAGUCUCAUACGAUCUCAUGGUUAAAGGAGCAGGAGGCUGA